ACUUUGUCGGAUUUGAGGAGGCGUCUACUGGGAAUAAGGGGAGUGCAUGUGUCUCGUUUUGGAGAGAGGAGGGUGUGUGCGCGCUGGAGCUGUCCGUUCAGAACCACACACACACAUCUGCCACCAGCGGUGCACCACAAGCCAUCAGCCUCGCACCUUCUCUGGACCUCAUGGUGCGGAGCGUAAAUUUAUGAUAACCUCUGCAUUCAUUUAACGUCUGCAAUUUCUUAUUUUCUCUUGGCAUCUGGAGGCAAUCCCAUAUUCACCUGACAAGAACAUCAAACGCUCAUGCAGCGGUUUCCUGCAGUUGAGCUGCCUUUGCGCGCCUGUUUUUCUGCGUUUAUUCAGUUCACUCUCUUUUUUCCGUUGCCUAACAAUUGCGCACAUGUAUCCUCCGGGUCUUUCAGCGUUGUAAUGCCUGGCCCGGGCUCGAGACAUGCCUAAGCGACGAGAUGGGCCAGGGCGACGAGAAAGACCGUGUUGUGAUUAACGUGGGAGGGAUUCGACACCAGACCUACCGCAGCACGCUGCGCACUCUCCCCGGCACUCGUUUAGCCUGGCUCGCCGAGCCCGAUGCCCACAGUCACUUUGACUAUGACGCCCAGAUCGACGAGUUUUUCUUUGAUCGCCACCCCGGAGUUUUUGCACACAUUCUCAAUUAUUAUAGGACUGGCAAGUUGCAUUGCCCCGCUGAUGUUUGUGGCCCUCUUUAUGAGGAAGAGCUGGCCUUCUGGGGCAUCGACGAGACAGAUGUGGAGCCCUGCUGCUGGAUGACAUACCGGCAGCACCGGGAGGCCGAAGAGGCGCUGGACAGUUUCGGCGGAGGGCCAGCUGAAAUGGGCAACGAUGAUAUGGACACAGAAGUUUUGGGUGAUCCAGGGGAUGGAGACGAGGAACUUGAGAUGACUAAACGCCUGGCCCUCGGCGACUCACCUGACGCAAAAGGUGCAGGGUUGUGUCAACGUUGGCAGCGGCGUGUUUGGGCGCUCUUUGAAGAUCCAUAUUCCUCUAAAUAUGCAAGGUGGGUGGCAUUUGCCUCGCUGUUCUUCAUACUGGUUUCCAUAACCACAUUCUGCCUGGAGACACACGAGGCCUUCAACCCCAUCAUUAACCGCACAUAUAUUAACCCUAAAGACAACAGCUCCAGGUUUCACUUGGAGACAGAGACGGUGGUCUACCUAACCUACAUCGAGGGAGUGUGUGUGGUGUGGUUCACCUUUGAGUUCCUCAUGCGUGUCACCUUCUGUCCAGACAAAAAGAAAUUCAUCAAAAACACCCUAAACAUCAUAGACUUUGUGGCUAUCCUGCCAUUUUACCUGGAGGUGGGCCUGAGCGGAUUGUCCUCUUCUGAAGCAAAGGACGUUCUGGGUUUCCUCAGAGUAGUGCGAUUCGUUCGGAUCCUCCGAAUCUUCAAGCUGACGCGACACUUUGUGGGCCUGCGAGUGCUGGGACACACCCUCCGCGCCAGCACCAAUGAGUUCCUCCUGCUCAUCAUCUUUCUGGCGCUCGGAGUGCUCAUCUUCGCCACCAUGAUCUACUACGCCGAGCGAAUCGGUGCCAAUCCCAAUGACCCACGUGCCAGCGAGCACACCCAUUUCAAAAACAUCCCCAUUGGCUUCUGGUGGGCUGUUGUGACUAUGACCACAUUGGGCUAUGGAGACAUGUAUCCUCAGACCUGGUCAGGCAUGUUGGUGGGCGCAUUGUGUGCUCUGGCGGGUGUAUUAACCAUUGCCAUGCCUGUGCCUGUCAUCGUCAAUAACUUUGGGAUGUAUUACUCUCUAGCCAUGGCUAAGCAGAAGCUACCAAAGAAAAAGAACAAGCAUAUUCCCCGUGCCCCCCAGCCGGGCUCACCUAAUUACUGUAAGUCUGCCAUGAACUCACCCCACCACAGCCCACAAAGUGACCAUUGCGCUCUUGCUGCCCAAGAGGAGAUUUUAGAAAUGAACAGAGCAGACCUGCCUGAAAUCACACAUGUGGUGGAGGUCACAGAGUGA
Sinocyclocheilus anshuiensis is the source of this 1994-nucleotide messenger RNA. It is a transcript of the gene kcnc1a, whose product is annotated as potassium voltage-gated channel, Shaw-related subfamily, member 1a. The transcript has 4 exons. Gene Ontology annotation, biological process: action potential; protein homooligomerization; potassium ion transmembrane transport. Lineage: Eukaryota; Metazoa; Chordata; Actinopteri; Cypriniformes; Cyprinidae. The record is from RefSeq and is a predicted model, not a curated record. Gene Ontology annotation, molecular function: protein binding; delayed rectifier potassium channel activity. Bases 453 to 1994 code for a protein of 513 amino acids. Gene Ontology annotation, cellular component: voltage-gated potassium channel complex; postsynaptic membrane; dendrite membrane.